This is a messenger RNA of Coniosporium apollinis CBS 100218, 261 nucleotides long. RefSeq lists its product as uncharacterized. Lineage: Eukaryota; Fungi; Ascomycota; Dothideomycetes. The transcript is spliced from 2 exons. Bases 1 to 261 code for a protein of 86 amino acids. The record is from RefSeq and is a predicted model, not a curated record.
AUGCGCACGGGUCUUCUCGCCCCAGACUCAACCUCCUACGACCCGGUACUCAUCCUCCUAAACACGGAAGACAAAGAAGAGCGUGACAAGUUGACCAGGCAAUGGCGCGACAACAAGCUUUCGGAGUUGAAUUUCGUCGGCAUCGUUGUUGCUGUCACAUUCACAAUCGUGACUGUCAUAGCUGCGUCAGUCUUUUUUGCCGGACAGGUCUCUUUGUUCUCUGCAUGCGAAGAGGCAGGCCAAGAGGGCUCCGAUGAAUGA